Molecule: messenger RNA, 3044 nt
Organism: Lytechinus variegatus (green sea urchin)
Lineage: Eukaryota; Metazoa; Echinodermata; Echinoidea; Temnopleuroida; Toxopneustidae
Exons: 9
Coding region: 440-2917 (825 amino acids)
Source: RefSeq, a predicted model, not a curated record
CAGAUCUCGCGAGAACUUUGAAGUCGAUAGACGCCCCCGGGAUGAUGGGAUGAAGUGCGACGCAGAGGAUAAACAAAAUUCUCUACGUAAGUCAAAGCUGACUUUUCCUUUCAAAGUUUCACAUUUGCGUUUUUUUUUUAAAUAUAUAUCUCUGUCAUUGACAUUUUAAACCAACGACUACGCUUUCUGCCUUAUUUUCUUCGUUGUUACCGAUUGGAAGUGUUUAACGUUUUGUGUAUUGAUCAGCUGAAGCACUGUGACACUUUUAUGAAAUGGCAUCAUCUACUAUAAAUAAACAUCACAGAAUGCAUGGGAGACGUGUUUAACAGCGCAUAGGAAAAAUCAUACAGAUAUCAUCAGCACUCUCAUCUUUUUCGCAGGAAUGUGGACAUUUUGAUUUUGUUUAAAAGCCCGUCACAUUCGCUUGGUUGUUUUGAAGAUGUCCCCGUUGCUAUGGAUUACCUAUCUGAUGCUACAAGUCAUAGUGCCCCUAGCCUCCGCCGAGCUUCUACCCAUGAUCGGCGAGCAGCGGAUGAGACCAAAAUGGAAGCAGUACUGUACAUUCAACAAUGCCUUGCGAUGCCAUCCGACCAUCGUAGCCCAAUCCGCAUCAGGUGUCGAAAACCAAGGAUGGAAAAUUUACAGAUCACCAAAGUCAAAAGAUUAUUACGUGGGAAUAACAUGCCCACGGCAAUGCUGGCAGAACAUUCGUGUUUACUCCAACGUGCAAGCCUACAACGGAGUUGCUACUCUUACGUUUUAUUAUUAUGUAUGGGAAACUAAGGAGAAAGAAGGGGAUAGACUCUUGCCCCAGCUCCGCAUUAAAGGAUGCAAUAAUGGUGAGAUAUGGAGAUCUACCGAGUACAAGCAAUCACAUGAGACUGGCGAAUGGAUAGGGGUCGUUGUACCCAUCUACUGUUCCAAUAUAUUCAGCAUAAUCUUCGAAGGCAUAAUGACUUCUGGUGGCCAGGUCAUUGCAGUCGAUAAUGUUGCCUUAACAGAUGGGAGAACAUUUUCAAAUGUUCUGCCGCAGCCAUCCAUUUCCGUUGUUCACCCAACCAUUCCCCCUGACAGUCCGGUCACACCAUUGCAGGGAACACGACCAGCAGUAAGACCACCUGGGCGACCACCACAUCGACCACCACAACGACCACCACAACGACCGCCACAGCGACCAACACACCACUUACCGCAUGUACCACCGGUCACCGAUCAAACGACCGCCACGACGGUUUCGAUAACCAAACCAACAGUGUUGGACUCUCUGAACGAAACAUCGGGACUUGUUCCUUCCACGGCGAUUGAGGGCGGUGCUAGCAGUGGAAAGGGAGAUUCAUCAGCGAUACCAAAACUGCUAGUUGCUCUGGCUCUCUGCAUCUGUUCUCUAACCCUCUGUGUCCACUGCAUCAUCUACAGAAAACAAAAGAAAUGCCAAAGCAUGGGCAAGGGACACCAACCCUCAAGACAGUCUCCAAUAUCUGGCCAGCUAUCAUCUGCUUCAUCCGUUUGUGAGAUAGUCAUCACUGAUCAUAGUCGAAACUCUUGGGCCAUCAAUCACAGCGAAGGACCCGAUAUUCCAGGUACGUCUCGCGGCCUGACAGUGGACCAUCUCACCCCCAAUGACCGCCCGAGACUAGCUACCUGUACCCUAGGAUCAAAAGCCUUCAACAGCAACCUUACCCGUGUGAACAGUGAGCUUCGACCAUCAGGACGGGCAAGUAGCCUGCCAAGUCGACCCACACCGAAUAUCUAUGAGUCAAUUGAUGAGGUCAAAAGUGGACUCUCGUCCCACCCUUCAAAUUUCUUUCUGAAUCUCAGUAAGAGAAGUUCGUUUGUAAAGAAGGUGGUUCACACGCUAGAGCUGCCAUUUAGGAAGAAUCAUUUGGAGAAAUCUCGAAACUCUCCUCUAGGAAGUAAAGAUAGAAGCUUAUCUGAUGUCACGGGUAAAUCUGAAACAUCAAAAAUCCAUAAGAGAGCCUUCAGGAAAUCGAACAGUCAUUCUGCAGGAAUCCGUUUCUUUCCAACUAGCAUGUCAUCCUUGAAUUCUCAAAAUGACAACGGACCUUCCCCAAGUCGUCGUAACCUCUCACCAACACUUCCCAAUCGACCAAUGUCAAACAUUUUCGGAAAGACUUCAUCAAAGAUUCCUGGUUUACGAACUAGUUUAAGUAAAUCACGUAGCCAUUCGGAUGUUAAUACUGCCGUUUCCGCAGGACGCAAGCUCCUUCCCUCGGGGGUUUCGCCAUAUUCAUGCUCGAAACUUCCGAACAUAUCUUUUGAACUCGGAGACUCCAGACCGAGUGUGCUUUAUGCGAAAUCAUCCGCUGAAACAUCCCCUAAUCAUUCUAUCGUCGAGGAGCCCAACGAAACGACUUCGUCUUCUCGGAUUUCUGAACACUUCUACCAUGACCUCGACAGUCAGUUCCGACCAACAGUCUCUGCAAACCUUUACCAUGUCUUAGAUCCAACGUCAUUCGAGUCUUCAUCGUCUUCGGAGGAUGAAGACUUAGAGAAGAAAAUAUCAACCGUGAAGCGAAACACGGUCCUCCAGCGCACUGAGAGUGGAUACACAGUUGUAUCGAAAAGCAGUUACAAUUCAGACUUUGAAAACUCAGUGGGUAGCAAUCUAUCAAACAUUCAAUCCCUCGAUAGGGUAUACUUUAGACUUGAAUCUCUUGACAAUCCGCAACAUGACAAUGAAUCUGAGUUUGGUGCUCGAGAUGGACUGCUCGAGCAUGAGUUCGAUAUGAGUUGUGAUAUGCAAAGACGUAGUAAUAAGUAUGGUAGAAGGGUAAGCGAUCUUGAGACAACGUGUACCUUAUCAAUGUACGAGGAAAGCGGUCGUCUUCUCGAUGAAACGGACAUUUCGAGUACCAUUGAUGACAGACCGGAUGUACUUAGAGGAGUCAGAGCAUGAGAAAUUUUGCAAACAAUUAUGUAUGUUAUAAGUGAAUGUAAAUGCACAUAAAAUAUGAUCCACCGUGUAGUAAAUCGCACUAGUCAGUGUAGCGAUGUAUAAUGUUACCGGUGAGGGGGUGUGCCAG